GCCCCGGGGAUUACCACCCCGUCAACAUCGGUAAUCGGUUUCAUAGCCGAUGUCGCGUUGUCGACUGGGCCACGGCUCCUACUCGACCACCUGGCUAGCGCGCGAUGAGCAGUUAGAAAGAUAUGUUGCAGUCAAAUCCUGCAUUGAAGAUUCAAAUCUACGAGAAACUGGCAUUAUAUCCGCACUUAAUGGUUCCUAUCGUCCCGGGGCGGCAAUGAUCCGUUCAAUGUUGGACAAGUUCAGCAUUCAAGAUCCAAAUGGCAAUCAUGAUUGCUACGUGAGCCUUCCCGCAAGGGAAGUCUCUGUCUGAAGGAUGGCUCGUGGAUCCGCCAUUUCCAGCUUAACGUCACCCGAGCAUUAGCG
This is a messenger RNA of Aspergillus ruber CBS 135680, 363 nucleotides long. RefSeq lists its product as uncharacterized. NCBI's taxonomy places the organism in Eukaryota, Fungi, Ascomycota, Eurotiomycetes, Eurotiales, Aspergillaceae. The transcript is spliced from 2 exons. The record is from RefSeq and is a predicted model, not a curated record. Bases 50 to 310 code for a protein of 86 amino acids.